Molecule: messenger RNA, 2135 nt
Organism: Spodoptera litura
Lineage: Eukaryota; Metazoa; Arthropoda; Insecta; Lepidoptera; Noctuidae
Gene: Sol1
Product: CUB domain-containing protein Sol1
Cellular component (GO): plasma membrane
Source: RefSeq, a predicted model, not a curated record
UCUUCGUUUGAGGCGAUGUCGGGUCGCCAUGGGGCGAAGUGGUAGUGCAAUGGAGUUGUCAGCAACGUUGCUGGUGCUCCUUCACCUGUCGAUGCACGUCGUCGAUGAGGGACAUGCGGUCAAUCCUAGUUGUUCAUGUAUCCGCUACACGUCGACGUAUGGCAAGGAGCGCGGCACGUUCAGCAGCCCCGACUACCCGCGCCCUUACCCGCCUCACAUCGACUGUCUCCUCUACACCUUCGUCGCGGCGCCCCACGAGAUUGUCGAGCUCGUCUUCACCGACUUCGACAUUUUCAAGGACCAUCUUGACUGUACUCGAGGAGACUACCUGAAGGUGUACUGGGAGGUCCAAGGUCCAGGGCCUCCUGGAGCUAUCAACGAGCGUUCAGCCUGGGCUAGGGAGCUCUGUGGCAGCAGAGCUGAUGCCCCACCAGCCCUCUACUCUCCAGGACCUUCGCUUGUUUUAGAGUUCCAUACUGGAGCGAAGCAGAACAACGCUACAGGUUUUGUUGGAACCUACAGUUUUAUUGAUAGACGUAUCUUCGACACGGACGGCGUGCACGUUCCGGGUACGGAAUGCGACUUCCAAUUCAGCCGGUCCGGGAGCCGUCCGACACACGGCCGGUUGUACAGUCCCCGGUACCCGUCCAUCUACCCCAAUAAUGUGCGCUGUUCCUACCAUUUCCAUGCCAGACCAAAAGAACGCGUGAAAAUUGUAUUCGAAGAAGUUGCUCUCCAAAAAGGUGACAUCAGUUGCCUGCGCCGUGCGGAUAUCAUCAAAGUGUUUGACGGGAGGGAUACUAACUCGCCAGCCAUUGCGAUGCUGUGUAACGAGCUUACAGGCUACGAGGUGCUGUCGACGGGCCCAGCGCUGCUCAUCCAGUUCACCGCCAACUCGGCUACACCAGGCCAGGGGUUCGCAGCCACAUUCCUCUUUCAACCACCACCCGACUCAACUGCUGCUGAUUCAGAUCGCCUACUUAAGCUGAGUUUUGGCAAAGCUUUCGAGUCUCUGGGGCCUGAAGUAAGCGCCACAACUUCAUCAUGUCAUCAAGAAUUCAGCAGCGACGGCACAAAACACGGCACAUUAACUUCACCGCACUACCCAUCACCAUAUCCUCCGAACACUCAUUGCCACUACGAAUUUUUCGGGAGGGGCAAAGAGCGAGUUAGAUUAAUAUUUCAAGAUUUCUACUUAUACAAAUCUGCUGAUGGAUCUAUUGAUUGUACAAGCGUGGAUUCGUUACAAGCUUUCGUCAACGUGGACGGGCGGUUAGAAAAGGUAGAGACAUUCUGUGGUAUCGACCUCCCGAAGCCUAUUAUGUCGAAUGGACCGAAACUAAUGCUGGAAUUCCGUGGAACGCAGUCAUCAAGAUACUCGAGAGGAUUCAAAAUAUCAUAUUCAUUUGUAGAAAAUUUCGGAAUAAACACAGGGAGACAGUUGAAGGAGUUUCCAUGUGCGUUCGUAUAUAAUAGUAGUGAGGCGCACAAUGGUACAUUUGCGUCCCCAAACUCGCCGGGACCAUAUCCAAGGGAUACAGAAUGUACAUACUUCUUUCACGGUGGCGAGACUGAGAAAGUGCAUCUGCAUUUCACGAAUUUUGACGUUGAAGGAGUUUUACCAUGCCAUGCAGUGUCGGCGAGUGAUUAUGUCGAAUUUUCAAACUAUAUGACUGAAGACAAUAGAUUCGGUAGAUAUUGUGGACAAAUGAAAGAGUUCCACGUAGAGUCUGAGAGGAAUUUCUUCAAAGUAACUUUUAGGUCGAACGACCGAUUAGAUGGUACAGGUUUUAAGGCAAUCUAUCAGUUUUUAGAAGCUACUGAUGAAUACCGAGCUCCACCUGUACAGGAUAAGGCUUCACAUUCUUUAUGUAUAUUUGACCAUUUUCUAAUGCUGCUCAUCCUCGCAAUACCACAGCUGCAUCAUCAACUAUAUCAUUAAAUAAAGUGAUAUUAGAUUAAAUAUUAUUAAAUAAAAAUAGUUUAUAAUCCUGUAUAUUUUGUAUAAUAGUAUGUGCCAUACACCUGUAAUUACGUAGAUAUGCAAUAUUUUCUAUAAAAUCGCGUCUUAUUGUUUUCUUCUAUUGUCUACCAACUUAAAGCAAUACCGUACGAAACACAAUAAAGAUUUAUUC